UCGACCCAGCCUGACUCUACCUGAGUGCCGUACCGAUGUGCACAUGGCUGACCCUUCGGAAUUACGAGAAAAUAACCUCAAAUGUCACAAAAAUACAAACAAAUUGUUUUGAACUCAAGUAAGAAAGUACUAGAAAAAAAAAAAACAUUUUUAUAAUGAAGGCUCGGAAGUGGGAGGAGUUAGAAGUAACUUUAAGUGAACCUGUUUUAAAAACACUUAAAAAUCUAAACUUUCACGCGAUGACUCCAAUCCAGGCGGCUUGUAUACCCUUUCUUUUGAAAGGAAAAGACGUUGCUGCAGAAGCUGUAACAGGUAGUGGCAAGACAUUGGCUUUUUUAGUUCCAAUGCUAGAAAUGUUGCAGAAAAGAUCAGAAAAAUGGAAAAUAGUGGAAAUAGGCUCGAUCAUCAUUUCCCCAACAAGAGAAUUAGCAACGCAAAUCAGCGAUGUAUUAUCUGACUUUCUUAAAGAAAUCCCGAGUCUGAAACAAAUUCUUCUUGUAGGAGGUACCACUGUCAAAGAAGACGUAGAAAGUCUAAAAAAAGGCGCAAACAUUAUCAUUUGUACUCCCGGGAGGUUAGAAGAUUUACUAACGCAUUGCAAAGAAGUGAAUCUAGUUGCGAGUGUAAAGUCUUUGGAAUUGCUUGUCCUUGAUGAAGCUGAUAGGCUUCUCGACUUGGGAUUCUCAGUUACCAUAAAUACUAUACUGAGUUUUCUACCACGGCUCAGAAGAACUGGAUUGUUCUCUGCCACUCAAACGAAAGAACUACAACAAUUGAUUAGAGCCGGCUUGAGAAAUCCAACCUUUGUGACUGUGAAAGAAAAAGCGAGUAUAUCUACUCCUGCAAAUCUGAGCAACAAUUACGCAAUUGUCAGUUCGGAAGAUAAACUCGGAACUGUGGUGGAAUUCAUCAAGAAAGAAGGGUUCAACAAGAAGUAUAUGCUUUUCUUCUCCACUUGUGCGUGUGUCGACUAUUUCAGCAAUGUUCUCAAAACACUUAUGCCCAUCUUCAAAAUUUUGGCACUGCACGGGAAAAUGAAGAGCAAAAGAUACAAAAUCUUUGAAGAGUUUCGUAAAAUUGAAAAUGGCUUGCUAGUAUGCACUGAUCUAAUGGCUCGAGGAAUCGAUAUACCGGAAGUCGAUUGGGUUUUACAGUAUGAUCCACCCUCCACAGCAAGUAGUUUUGUACACAGAUGUGGAAGAACUGCACGAAUAGGAAACGAAGGAAAUGCACUUCUAUUCCUUCUUCAAUCGGAAGACGCCUACAUACACUUCAUUAAAAGAAAUCAGAAAGUAGAUCUAAAAGAAAUAAAAUUAGAAGUUUCUUCCUCGUUCGCAGGACAAUGUUUAAAGUCAAUGAGAAUUAUGCAGCAAAGUGAUAGACUAAUGUUCGAUAAAGCUAACCGUGCUUUCGUUUCGUAUAUACAAUCUUAUCAAAAACACGAGUGCAGACUCAUCCUACAGCUGAAAGAUCUGGAUUUAGGGAAAGUUGCGAUGAGCUUUGGCUUGCUAAAGAUGCCUCGUAUGCCGGAAUUAAAAGAUCAGGAUAUCUCGUCCUUCCGUCAAGAUGAUGUGAAUAUAAACACAAUAACUUACAAAGAUAAACAGAAGGAAGCGAGCAGACUCGAAAAACUGAAAGUCUUUAAAGCAACGGGUGUUUGGCCCAGUAAGAAAAAUCGGAAAAUGAAAAACACGGAGUCCUGGUCGGAGGUUAAGAAAAUGAAAUUGGAACGACAGGAAAAAAAGAAAUUUAAAAGGGAAAAGAAGAAAAAGAAGGCAGAAUUGCGAGGGGCAUCUAAACCUGUUAAAAAGAAGCGGAAAUCGAAGCCCAGUGAAGAAGACUUGGCAGAUCUGGCGGAUUUGGCUAAAGAUAUAGCGCUGAUUAAGAAAUUCAAGAAGAAAAAGAUAAGUGAAAAAGAAUUUGAUUCUGCAUUUGGAAUCGAUUCAUGAAAAAUAUGUAAAUAUUCAUAGACUUUUUUGUAUUCUUAGCUUUAUCUGUUUCUACAGAUUAAUUUUUUUCAUGCUAAUUAACAAUGUUCACCAAUAAGACUUUAAUAAAAGCAAUGUAAAUAGUUUAAUUAUG
This is a messenger RNA of Belonocnema kinseyi, 2082 nucleotides long. RefSeq names its product probable ATP-dependent RNA helicase DDX55 homolog. NCBI's taxonomy places the organism in Eukaryota, Metazoa, Arthropoda, Insecta, Hymenoptera, Cynipidae. Bases 156 to 1949 code for a protein of 597 amino acids. The record is from RefSeq and is a predicted model, not a curated record. The transcript has 7 exons. Gene Ontology annotation, molecular function: RNA helicase activity; nucleic acid binding; ATP binding. Gene Ontology annotation, cellular component: nucleolus.